This is a messenger RNA of Sander lucioperca (pikeperch), 2714 nucleotides long. RefSeq names its product RAD21 cohesin complex component b (gene rad21b). Lineage: Eukaryota; Metazoa; Chordata; Actinopteri; Perciformes; Percidae. The transcript is spliced from 14 exons. The record is from RefSeq and is a predicted model, not a curated record. The coding region runs from base 198 to 2126 and encodes 642 amino acids. Gene Ontology annotation, biological process: synaptonemal complex assembly; mitotic sister chromatid cohesion; replication-born double-strand break repair via sister chromatid exchange. Gene Ontology annotation, molecular function: protein binding; chromatin binding. Gene Ontology annotation, cellular component: synaptonemal complex; cohesin complex.
UUAAAAGUCCAGUCCUGUCAGGGGGAGAGAGGGCGCCAUCUUGUUUGUUUUAGUCGGAGGAGGGGUGGAAAAACAGCCACCACCACCACCACCCGCAGCAGCACCACCACGGCCGGCAAAACAAGAUAAGCACACAACGGCUAUCCGGUGAGCCUCCCCCUUUCCCCUUUCCCUUGUGGUGAGAAGGCACCGAAACAAUGUUUUAUGCCCACUUUGUUCUCAGCAAACGUGGGCCGCUGGCCAAAAUCUGGCUGGCGGCCCACUGGGACAAGAAGCUGACCAAGGCACAUGUAUUUGAAUGCAAUCUGGAGAGCAGCGUGGAGAGCAUCAUCUCACCCAAGGUGAAAAUGGCUUUACGGACAUCAGGGCAUCUGCUGCUGGGGGUGGUAAGGAUCUACCACAGGAAGGCCAAGUACCUGCUGGCAGACUGUAACGAGGCCUUCAUCAAAAUCAAGAUGGCGUUUAGACCAGGUGUGGUGGAUCUUCCAGAGGAGAACAGAGAAGCAGCCUACAACGCUAUCACGCUUCCUGAGGAGUUCCAUGAUUUUGACCAGCCACUACCAGACCUAGAUGAUAUUGACGUUGCUCAGCAGUUCAACUUGAACCAGAGCAGAGUGGAGGAGAUCACCAUGCGAGAGGAGGUGGGCAACCUCAACCUGCUGCAGGACAAUGACUUCGCUGACUUUGGUAUGGACGACCGGGAGAUGAUGCGGGAGGAGAGUGCGUUCGAGGUGGACAUCAUGGGAGUGUCAGCUUCCAACCUGCUGCUGGAGGCUGAGGGUGGAGCUAACGCGAUGGCUGACAAAUCCAACCAUCUAGAGUACGAUGACCAGUACAAGGAUGACUUCGGAGACAACCCCAUGGAGAACAACGAGGGAGGCAUGCUGGUGGACAAGCUGCUGAGUAACGAGGAUGGAGGCGGCAUCUUUGACGACCCCCCAGCCAUCGCAGAGAGUGUGAUGAUGCCUCAGGACCAUGGAGAUGAUGACGACGACUUUGAUGCUCUCUCAGCGGGCGCCCCAGAUAGUCCAGACUCAGGCCCAACAGAGCCCCUACCAGCCAUGGCAGACCAGACAGAACAGACCACCCUGGUUCACAACGAGGAAGAAACCUUUGCCCUGGAGCCGAUUGACAUCACAGUGAAGGAGACCAAGGCGAAGCGUAAGAGGAAGCUGAUUGUGGACAGCGUGAAGGAGUUGGACAGUAAAACCAUCCGUGCACAGCUGUCUGAUUACUCUGACAUUGUCACCACCCUGGACCUGGCACCGCCCACCAAGAAGCUGAUGAUGUGGAAGGAGACGGGAGGAGUCGAGAAGCUUUUCUCUCUCCCUGCUCAGCCUCUCUGGAAUGCUAGGCUGCUGAAGAUGUUUACAAGGUGUCUGACACCACUGGUACCAGACGAGCUGAGGAAGAGGAGGAAAGGUGGAGAGGCUGACAGUCUGGAUGAGUUCCUCAAGGAUCUGGAGAACCCUGAGGUGCCCAGAGAGGAAACAGCAGGACACCAGCAGAGAGACAUCAUGGACCAGACCAUCAUGGAAGAGGCCAGUGUUCUGCAGACUUCAGUUGUAGAAGGCAGCAGGACGACGUUGGACGAGUCAGCCAUGCCACCUCCGUCCUCCCAACCUAGCCUCAAACGCAAAGCCCAGGACACAGAACCAGCCCUGCCUAUGGGAGCUUUGGACCAGCAACAACAGCCGCAGGGGUCCGGAGCCUCUGAUGUGUCCCAGCAGCUGGAGACAGCCAAUGUGGAUCUGCCCCCAGAGGAACCCACUAACAUCAGCCAGAUGAUAGAGUUGGACCUGCUUGGUGACAAGGACAAGAAGAAGAACGAUGGUGACUCUGAUGAAGAGGAGGAGGAGGGGCAGGGAGGAGACCAGGACCAGGAGGAGAGGAGGUGGAACAAAAGAACCCAGCAGAUGCUCCACGGCCUCCAGAGGGUGAUGGCCAAAACAGGCACCCAGUCGGUCGGCCUGCUGGAUCUGUGCAGGAACAACAACAAGAAGCAGGCGGCUGCUAAGUUCUACAGUUUCCUGGUUCUGAAGAAGCAGCAGGCGGUGGAGCUCGUCCAGGAAGAGCCUUACAGCGACAUCAUAGCUACGCCCGGACCUCGCUUCCACAUCAUCUAGAAAACACAACUCUACAUUGGGAAAAGGAACCCUGCACACAACACUGUGUGUCUGUCACGUUUUAUUUAUUUAUUUGAGUUUGUUGACUUUGUUUUGUGUAUGAUAUGGAGUUUUAUCUUCUGUCUGCAAUAUUUUAUUAUUAAGCUACGGUGGAAGGAAUGAGGUCUAAAUAACAUGGUUGGAUUAUUAAGAGGUUUCUUCCAACUCCAAACAAUGGGCACUUUCCUUAUUUGUUAUUUAUUAUUAUUUAUUGUAUCUUUUUAUUAUUAAGACUCACUUUAUAGCCAAGUUAGUAUUAAGAAGGUAAGAUGAAGUGAGCACAGUGUAUUCCCUUUUUUUCUGGAGUUGCUUUCAACUCAAUCUCAUUGUUUUUUUUCAAGCAGAUGUCACCAGCUUUGACAAGCACUUCUUCCCUCUACAACCUGUUGUGUUGCACUGGCAUGGCACCUAAGUUAAAAUGAGUCUAUUUUAAGAUUUGUUUACAGUAGGAGUGAUAACUCAAUCAAUCAUGUUACUUGGAGAUUAAUCUGUCCCACCACUGCAGGAAAGAAGUUCUCAUGUAUACAGACAUUGGCCAAAAGAAGCAUG